AUGGCUAUCGUUAAUGCUUUUAGAAUUAUGGUGCGAUCCGUUGAAACUCAGACGUGCAUUGGUCAAGAGAUCUUCAUCGUAAGGAGUAUUAAACCGAACGGUGGUCUACAAACUGCCUCCUAUAACAUCAAGCAGGGAUUACAGAGCAGCAGAAUGGGGAGACACGGAAGCAUUCCUGUGGAAAGGCAGACUCAGAAUAAUAGCCGCGG
This is a messenger RNA of Acaulospora colombiana, 209 nucleotides long. NCBI's taxonomy places the organism in Eukaryota, Fungi, Glomeromycota, Glomeromycetes, Diversisporales, Acaulosporaceae. The record is from the annotation of a GenBank genome assembly.